AUGUUGAGAAUUAUGAGGAAAUUUUUGGUGAAUGCGUUGUGCAGUAAGCAUGUAUAUUUCAGGAACACAAAAAUGAGAGUCAUAAGUUUGACGGAGCAAAACUGCAGUCGAAGGAGCUACAGUUCUCUACCAGGAGAUGUUAAGUCUCUGCGCUCUGUCAUUAAUCCUCAUAUAUCCAGAAUCCGAAACAUUGGCAUUAUGGCCCACAUUGAUGCAGGGAAAACUACGACAACUGAGAGGAUGCUCUAUUAUUCUGGAUACAUAAGAACACUUGGAGAUGUUGAUGAUGGGGACACGGUGACGGAUUUUAUGGUGCAGGAGCGGGAACGUGGUAUUACCAUUCAGUCUGCUGCUGUCACGUUUGACUGGAAGGACUACAGAAUCAAUCUGAUUGACACCCCAGGUCAUGUGGACUUUACCGUGGAAGUUGAGCGUUGCUUGAGAGUCCUGGAUGGAGCAGUAGCGGUGUUUGAUGCUUCAGCUGGUGUUGAGGCCCAAACUCUGACAGUGUGGAGACAAGCAGACAAGCAUCAGAUACCACGAAUUUGCUUUUUGAACAAGAUGGACAAAAUCAAGGCAAGUUUUACAUAUGCGGUUGAGAGUAUCCAACAAAAGUUGAAGACAAAACCUUUGCUUUUACAGUUGCCCAUUGGGGAAGCCAAGACCUUCAGAGGAUUGGUUGAUGUUGUGACUAAGGAGCAAAUAAUUUGGAAACCUACUUCUGGUUUGGAUGAUGGAAAAAAUUUUGAGCAAAAGCCGCUGCUGGAGGCUGAUGAUCCCAGCCUGUUCCAAGAAGUCCAGGAUGCCAGAAAUACCUUAAUAGAACAAGUUGCUGAUCUGGAUGAUGAAUUUGCUGAACUGGUUCUAGGAAAAUACAGUGAAAAUUUUGACUUAAUACCACCUGACAAGUUACGCUCUGCUAUCCGCAGAAUCACGCUAGCUCAGAAAGCAGUACCUGUGCUGUGUGGCAGCGCACUGAGGAACAAGGGAGUGCAGCCGUUACUGGAUGCUAUUACCAUGUACUUGCCUGCACCCAAUGAGCGUUCAUAUGAGUUUCUACAAUGGUACAAGGAUGACCUGUGUGCCCUAGCAUUUAAAGUUCUCCAUGAUAAAUGUCGUGGACCCCUAGUGUUCGUUCGUGUUUACUCAGGUUCACUGAAACCUCAGUCAGCUGUAUAUAAUAUUAACAAAAGUUGCACGGAGAGAAUGAGCCGGUUACUCCUGCCUUUUGCAGAUCAGCAAAUUGAAAUACCAUCGCUGAUGCCUGGCAACAUUGCCCUUACUGUUGGGUUAAAGCAGAGUGCCACUGGAGAUACCAUUGUGUCAUCAAAGGCUUCAGCAGUAGCUGCAGCACGCCGAGCUGGAAGGGAUGCUGGGGGAGAGAAGUCUGCCAGUGAUGUAGAGAGCCUCCUGCUGGCAGGCGUUGAGAUCCCUGACCCUGUCUUCUUCUGUACAAUUGAACCUCCUUCGAUGGCCAAACAACCAGACUUGGAUAACGCAUUGAGCUGCCUUCAGCGUGAAGAUCCAAGUUUAAAAGUGAAGCUAGAUCCUGACACAGGACAAACCAUUCUUUGUGGCAUGGGAGAACUACACAUAGAGAUCAUUCAUGACCGAAUCAAACGUGAAUAUGGAAUUGAGACUUACUUGGGACCUCUUCAGAUAGCAUACAGAGAAACCGUCCUAAAUGCUGCCCAAGCUACAGAUGUAUUGGACAAAACAGUAGGAGAUAAACGACACUUUGUAACCACAGAGUUGGAGGUGAGGCCCAGGUUAGGGGAGAGAGCAACAACAAAACCUGUCAUUGAGUAUGCCGAGCGUGUCAUUGAGGUGCUGCCCAAAGAACUCCAAGGUGCCAUAGAAAAUGGAAUUGCGAAUUCAUGUGUUCAAGGACCCUUGCUUGGAUUCCCAGUUCAGGAUGUAGAUGUGACAGUGCAAUCACUGACGGUGUAUCCUGACACCUCCCACACGAUGGUAUCAGCCUGUGUCUCCCGUUGCAUGCAAAAGGCUUUGAAAAAAGCUGGUAUACAAAUACUGGAGCCCCUGAUGAACCUAGAAAUAACAGUAAGUGAAGAUCAUCUCAGUGCAGCACUUGCUGACCUUGCACAGCGGAGAGGUAGUAUUAAGGAAAUCCAGAGUCGUCAAGAUAACAGAGUUGUGGUUGCUGCUGUUCCAUUAGCAGAAACAAGGGGCUACUCAACAGUUUUGCGUUCCCUGACGUCAGGCUCAGCAACCUUUACCUUGGAGCUUGCCAGUUACCAAGCCCUGAACAGUCAAGAGCAAAGUGUGCUUCUUCAGAGAAGGAUGGGGUUGGUCUGA
This is a messenger RNA of Apaloderma vittatum (bar-tailed trogon), 2316 nucleotides long. RefSeq names its product G elongation factor, mitochondrial 2 (gene GFM2). Gene Ontology annotation, biological process: ribosome disassembly; mitochondrial translation. NCBI's taxonomy places the organism in Eukaryota, Metazoa, Chordata, Aves, Trogoniformes, Trogonidae. The transcript is spliced from 20 exons. Gene Ontology annotation, cellular component: mitochondrion. The record is from RefSeq and is a predicted model, not a curated record. Gene Ontology annotation, molecular function: GTPase activity; GTP binding; translation elongation factor activity. Bases 1 to 2316 code for a protein of 771 amino acids.